AUGCACAACCUCACAGUCUCGCUUUCUCUCCCUCCCCACCUCCUCCAGGUGUUGCCCACCAAUCCUGAGGAGAGCUGGCAGGUGUACAGCUCUGCCCAGGACAGCGAGGGCAGGUGUAUCUGCACAGUGGUCGCCCCACAGCAGACCAUGUGCUCACGGGAUGCUCGCACAAAACAGCUGAGGCAGCUCCUGGAGAAGGUGCAAAACAUGUCUCAAUCCAUAGAGGUCUUGGACAGGCGGACCCAGAGAGACUUGCAGUACGUGGAGAAGAUGGAGAACCAAAUGAAGGGACUGGAGUCCAAGUUCAGACAGGUGGAGGAGAGCCAUAAGCAACACCUGGCCAGGCAGUUCAAGGCGAUAAAAGCGAAAAUGGAUGAACUUAGGCCUUUGAUACCUGUGUUGGAAGAGUACAAGGCCGAUGCCAAAUUGGUAUUGCAGUUUAAAGAGGAGGCCCAGAAUCUGACGUCAGUGCUUAACGAGCUGCAAGAGGAAAUUGGCGCCUAUGACUACGAUGAACUUCAGAGCAGAGUGUCCAAUCUUGAAGAAAGGCUCCGUGCAUGCAUGCAAAAACUAGCGUGUGGGAAGUUGACGGGCAUAAGUGACCCUGUGACCGUCAAGACCUCUGGCUCAAGGUUUGGGUCCUGGAUGACAGACCCUCUAGCCCCAGAAGGCGACAACCGGGUCUGGUACAUGGACGGCUACCACAACAACCGCUUCGUCCGUGAGUACAAGUCCAUGAUCGACUUUAUGAACACGGACAAUUUCACGUCCCACCGCCUCCCCCACCCCUGGUCCGGCACGGGACAGGUGGUCUACAAUGGCUCCAUCUACUUCAACAAGUUCCAGAGCCACAUCAUCAUCCGCUUUGACCUGAAGACGGAGACCAUCCUCAAGACGCGCAGCCUGGACUACGCCGGCUACAACAACAUGUACCACUACGCCUGGGGCGGCCACUCGGACAUCGACCUCAUGGUGGACGAGAACGGGCUGUGGGCCGUCUACGCCACCAACCAGAAUGCCGGCAACAUCGUGAUCAGCAAGCUGGACCCCGUGUCCCUGCAGAUCCUGCAGACCUGGAACACCAGCUACCCCAAGCGCAGCGCCGGCGAGGCUUUCAUCAUCUGUGGGACCCUGUACGUCACCAACGGCUACUCGGGGGGCACCAAAGUCCACUACGCCUACCAGACCAACGCCUCCACCUAUGAGUACAUUGACAUCCCCUUCCAGAACAAAUACUCCCACAUCUCCAUGUUGGACUACAACCCCAAGGACCGCGCCCUGUAUGCCUGGAACAACGGCCACCAGAUCCUCUACAACGUGACGCUGUUCCAUGUCAUCCGCUCCGACGAGUUAUAGCUCCCUCUCUGCCUGGAAGCUGGGGUGGCAGAGGCGAGCCCUCACCCACCCCUGUGAAACAGCUGCCAAAAAGAUACUAACGAUACUAAUCAUACUGAUUUUGAAAAAUUAUCAUCAGCACUGCGGAUUCUGACAUCGAGGGAUGGCAUUACCUCCGUGCGUCCCCCCCUACUCGGGUCGGCGGGUCACAGACGUCGGAAGAAACCCCCUAUAUUGCAGCUGGAACUGCAGCCCACGGUGCCCCGGGUCCCCUCCCUGCUUCCCCCGCCCCCUACCCCAACCCCCGCUGUGUCCCUCUCUGGUCAAACAACAUACUAAAAAAGCAAGGCAAUGACUGUUGGCCAACUCUCCCCCGAGAACAACCCACUGUUGGGAUCGCAUGGACGUGUCCUUAGAUCGUGGUCAGCUCCGAGGGAUGUGAUCGUCCUGUCUCCCCGGGCCGGUGUCACUCACAUCCCAUUGCAGCGCCGUUCCUUGACCGUGUCGUUGUCUCUUAGAUUAACCGUGCCCAGACUCCCAAGUAGCUCCUGGACCCGUGUCUAGUGCUUCCCGCAGCGGUGGUCAGAGUGCGUAGAACGGAUUUGCUGUAUCCACGUCGUUUGAACUUGCGUACCCCGUAGAUAUAUCGUGCAACGUCUUGUCUGUUGUUUCCUUGAGGUGGUAACUUCGUGUGUUCAGUUUAUGCAAUGAAUGUUGUAAAUGCAAUGCCGUAGUUUGGAGUAAUAAGUGGAUGGUUUUUGUUUCUCAAAAGAAAAAAAAAUCAGUGUUCACCCUUAUAGAGACAUAGUCAAGUUCAUGUUGAUAAUAAUCAAAGGAAUUAUCCUCUUCUCGUUAAAUUAUCUAAAUCAUGUAACCAUGGAUAGGAAGGGCUUGUCCAGGGAAACUCGAGUUUCCAGGGAGAAAGGAAUGUCAGGAGGGCAACAGCGUGCAGAAAGUACAUUUUUUAAGUAAAAAAAACAAAAACAAAAAGAGGAAAACUUUGUACUAUCCAGUUACCUAAGGAUCAAUAAAAAUAUUAGGAGACA
Molecule: messenger RNA, 2381 nt
Organism: Carlito syrichta (Philippine tarsier)
Lineage: Eukaryota; Metazoa; Chordata; Mammalia; Primates; Tarsiidae
Gene: OLFM1
Product: olfactomedin 1
Exons: 5
Coding region: 1-1356 (451 amino acids)
Biological process (GO): signal transduction
Source: RefSeq, a predicted model, not a curated record